AUAUAGUGAAUGCGGGGUCUGGGGAGACCAGAUAUAGUGAAUGCAGGGUCCUGGGAGACCAGAUAUAGUGAAUGCAGGGUCCUGGGAGACCAGAUAUAGUGAAUGCAGGGUCCGGGGAGACCGGAUAUAGUGAAUUCAAGGUCCUGGGAGAGCGGAUAUAGUGAAUGCAGGGUCCGGGGAGACCGGAUAUAGUGAAUGCAGGGUCCGGGGAGAGACCAGAUAUAGUGAAUGCAGGGUCCGGGGAGAGACCAGAUAUAGUGAAUGCAGGGUCCGGGGAGAGACCAGAUAUAGUGAAUGCAGGGUCCGGGGAGAGACCAGAUAUAGUGAAUGCAGGGUCCGGGGAGACCAGAUAUAGUGAAUGCAGGGUCCUGGGAGACCAGAUAUAGUGAAUGCAGGGUCCGGGAGACCAGAUAUAGUGAAUGCAGGGUCCGGCGAGAGCGGAUAUAGUGAAUGCAGGGUCCAGGGAGAGCGGAUAUAGUGAAUGCAGGGUCCGGGGAGACCGGAUAUAGUGAAUGCAGGGUCCGGGGAGAGCAGAUAUAGUGAAU
Molecule: messenger RNA, 545 nt
Organism: Staurois parvus
Lineage: Eukaryota; Metazoa; Chordata; Amphibia; Anura; Ranidae
Source: the annotation of a GenBank genome assembly